This is a messenger RNA of Poecilia latipinna (sailfin molly), 4023 nucleotides long. RefSeq names its product glycerol-3-phosphate acyltransferase, mitochondrial (gene gpam). Gene Ontology annotation, biological process: triglyceride biosynthetic process; fatty acid metabolic process; glycerol-3-phosphate metabolic process. The transcript has 21 exons. Lineage: Eukaryota; Metazoa; Chordata; Actinopteri; Cyprinodontiformes; Poeciliidae. Bases 257 to 2713 code for a protein of 818 amino acids. Gene Ontology annotation, cellular component: mitochondrial membrane; plasma membrane. Gene Ontology annotation, molecular function: glycerol-3-phosphate O-acyltransferase activity. The record is from RefSeq and is a predicted model, not a curated record.
UGCAGAACUGCUCCUAAAACGGCUACCGGGUGGCGUGCGCUUGCCUCUUGUCAUACAUCCCUUCUCGUCAGCGCUGUGCUGUCCACUCCUCUCAGUUUUAGCUUGUGAACGACUGCUCCGGGUGGUAAAACGCUCAGCGGCAUGCCGGUUUGUGUAUUUUCAACGAGCUUAAUUUUUGAAAUAUGACUCAGCGUAAGAGAAUAAUCAAGCUUGCAGGCAUCUGGUGCGUGUGAUCUGUAAGGAGGCAGCAGCGAAGAUGGAGCUGCCCGACGGCUCGUUGCUGCCGGUCAGCAAUGGAGAGCAGUGGUGCAACAGCUGGAAACAUCCCAACGAAGACCCUGACCGCAGCACCAGUCCGUCAGUCCUGCGCUCUUGUGCCAUGACGUGGAAGGAGGGCCUGCUGAACAGGAAGCGGCCAUUUGUGGGCCGAUGCUGUCACUCCUGUACACCUCAGAGCUGGGAACAAUUGUUCAACCCCAGCAUUCCAUCUCUGGGCCUUCGUAACGUCAUCUACAUCAACGAGACCAACACGAGACAGCGGGGCUGGUUGGCGCGCAGGCUCAGCUAUGUGCUGUUCGUUACGGAAAGAGACGUCCACAAGGACAUGUUCACCAGGAAUGUGGUCGACAAUGUGCUCAACAGCAGCAGGGUGGAGUCUACCAUUUCGAAGGUUGCUGCAGAGUCGGAGGCUCCAGUCAGCCAGCCAGUCAGUAAAGUGAAGCAGAAAGCCAGAGCCGUCCUCCAGGAGAUGGUGGCCAACGUUUCCCCGCCGUUCAUCAGGCUGACUGGGUGGGUUCUCCUCAGGCUGUUCAAUGGCUUCUUUUGGAGCAUCCAGAUCCACAAAGGACAGCUGGAGAUGGUGAAGAAAGCUGCUGCAGAGCGAAAACUGCCCAUGAUUUUCCUCCCAGUCCACAAAUCCCACAUCGACUACCUACUCAUCACGCUGAUUCUGUUCUGUCAUAACAUCAAGGCGCCCCACAUCGCAGCAGGAAACAAUCUCAGCAUCCCGAUCCUCAGCACUGUGAUUCGUAAACUCGGUGGAUUUUUCAUCCGGCGGAGAAUGGAGGAGACAGCGGAUGGAAAGAAAGACAUUUUGUACAGGUCGCUGUUGCAUACAUACACAGAGGAGUUAUUGAGGCAGCAGCAGUUUUUGGAGGUCUUCCUGGAGGGUACGCGGUCCCGCAGCGGGAAGCCGUUUCCACCCCGCGCAGGCAUGCUGUCCAUCGUGGUCGACACGCUGCUCACAGGGGCAAUCGGAGACGUGCUGGUCGUACCAGUUGGCAUCUCGUAUGACCGCAUUAUUGAAGGCAACUAUAACAGCGAGCAGCUGGGUAAACCUAAGCAGAAUGAGAGUUGGUGGGGAAUAGCGUGUGGAGUGUUUCGGAUGCUAAGGAAAAACUACGGUUGUGUUCGAGUUGAUUUCAACCAGCCCUUCUCCCUAAAGGAGUACCUGGACACCCAGAGGAGCCGUCAUGUUCCCCCUCCAGUGUCCCUGGAAAACGCCUUGAUGCCAUACAUCAUCUCUGCACAGGCUGAUGGUCAGUUUGAUGAGCAGGAAGAGGAAGCGAUGGACAGAGAAGUCCCAGACGAACUCUUUAGACGACACGUCAUCAACAACCUGGCCAAGCACGUCCUCUUCACUGCUAAUAAAUCAUCAGCCAUUAUGUCAACUCACAUUGUGGCCUGUCUGCUUCUGUACCGACACAGACAGGGGGUUGUUUUGACCAAGCUGGUGGAGGACUUCUUCAACAUGAAGGAGGAGAUCCUGUCCCGGGACUUUGACCUGGGUUUUUCAGGCGACUCCGAGGAUGUGGUCAUGCGUGCGCUGCACCUCCUGGAAAAAUGCAUCAACGUGACCGGCAGCGCCAACCGCAACGGAGAGUUCACCAUCGCAGCUUGUCAGACCGUACCCGCGCUCUUCGAGCUCAACUUCUACAGCAACGGCCUUUUCCACGUCUACAUUCCGGACGCCAUCAUCGCCUGCAGCAUCCUGUCACUGCAGCGAGAUCUCAUCACAGAGUCUCCUCACCAACCGAGGGACUGCAGCAGCCUCCUGCUCAGUCAGGAGCGUCUCAUCCACAAGGCGGCAGGUCUCUCCCACUUCCUGACCAACGAGGUGGCGGUGGCACCACCCUGCCAGACUAUUUACCAAGUUUUGAACGAUGCAGUGACCCGACUCAUCCAGUGUGGGGUCCUCUAUGUGGCUGAAGAGGACCAGGAGGAAAUGAACUCCAGCCCAACCGAGGAACCCUGGCCUAAGAAGUUCUCCGAGCCGCUCUCCUGGAGAAGCGACGAAGAGGAUGAAGACAGCGACUUUGGGGAGGAGCAGCGAGAUCGCUACGUGAAGGUGAGCCUGGCAGCAGAGCACCAGGAGUUCUUCAUCUUCCUGCAGCGCCUGCUCAGUCCAGUACUGGAGGCCUACAGCGGCGCCGCCGUGUUUGUUCACGGCUUGAGUCAACCGAUGCCUGAGUCCGACUUCACCCUGAGGCUCUUCAAAUACCUGCUGACACGGACAGAGAGAGGCGUGGCUGCUUAUGGUGAAAGUGCAACUCACUAUCUGGUUAAGAACACGGUGAAGACAUUCAAAGAGCUUGGGGUCCUGAAGGAAAGGCAAGAAAACCGAGUGUCAGUUCUGGAGCUCAGCAGCACCUUUCAACCUCAGGCCAACCGGAAUAAACUCCUCCAAUACAUCUUAAGCUUCACGCUUCUGUGACUGGGGAACCUUUAAGACCCCUCACCUUUACAAAGGGCUUCUACUGGUUACUUUGAAACAAUCCCAGGUGCUAGUCUGCGGAAAGCUUUACCGGGAAGUGCCUUCACGCGUCGGCCGCUAACUCUCCGCUGUCAGCUGGAAGAGACCUGAAGCCAGUCUUCCUCCCUUUUCUUUCCAGCCGGAAGAGGUACCUCCAGGUAUCCCCGCGUUUUUUUUUGGUGACUUUGCCAACAUAGUUUAAAUGUUUUGACCUGGUCAAAGAUUUGAAUUGUGUGUAUAUAAGAAGAAAACGAUGACAUCAAUCUGAAAAGAAGAAAGCUACCUUUGCAUAGGAAAUGACAAACAGGAGAAUUUUAUGUUGAUUCUUUCUGCUUGUAUGUAAAAGCUGCUAAAAUGUCUUUAGUGCACUCUAGUAUCGACUAUAAGGAAAAUAAAAAUGUAGUUUGUCUUCAAAAGCAAAUUCCUGUACAUAAGUCUCGGUUGUAGUGUAAAAAAUGCGCACAAUCUGGGGAGUCGAUUAAUGUUUUCCAGUCGCAACAUGUAAAUAUUCUGAUAUUUCUUGAGAAAAACGUGUUUAAAUCUCUCGGUACCGCUGAGGUCAGCAGUUCUGUACAGUUUCUGGUUUCAGUUAUCGAAGCAUUCAGCUGCAAAAUCGUUCAGAUGUACAGAAAUACAGAAAGUGCCUCUCAAUAAGUCAGUGUCUUUGUGAAGUCCGUUUCUUUCAGUAAUUUAGCCCAGAAAGUGAAAUAUAAAUUAAUUCCACACAGCAAUGUUUUGCUAUAAGCCAAGAUCUUCAAAAUUAACACCAUUUAGUUUCACUUUUUAAUCGAGUUACUGAAAUAAUCUGACUUUUCGAUGAUUUUCUCAUUUACUGAGAUGCACCUGUAUGAACUGAUCGGAUGCAAUCAGCAGCUAAGUGCAUUUAAUCCACUGUUCUCUUAAGUGCAUUCGGUUACACUUUUAUCUAGACUUUUAAUCAGUAAUAAUCCUUCUGCAGCAACUGUUCAAUGAAUGUUACGUCACGCAGCGCCAGCCAUCACAUCAUUUAAACGCAGCCACCUCUGAAACUCCCUAAAGCAUGAAUAUUUAAUCCAACGCAGCAGAUUCUUCCAACGACGCGUUACUGAAGGAGCUACUCAGUUUGUGGAAAAUGUCACAUGGAGAAAUCAUGAACCGGUCUGUGGAAGAGGGAUGGCGAGAAAUAAAUGUUAAUGUUUUAGGUUGUUAGAUGAAAUCAUUGCCACAAACACACGUUCAGCUGCCCAGUUAAAUCCAGAGCAUUUCUACAUUUCGCUCAAAUUAGAGAGUAA